Zootoca vivipara (common lizard) is the source of this 3339-nucleotide messenger RNA. Its product is annotated as carbonic anhydrase 4. The record is from RefSeq and is a predicted model, not a curated record. Lineage: Eukaryota; Metazoa; Chordata; Lepidosauria; Squamata; Lacertidae. Gene Ontology annotation, cellular component: plasma membrane. Gene Ontology annotation, molecular function: zinc ion binding; carbonate dehydratase activity.
CAGGAUGGAAAGGUGGAGAGAUUUCAUUGCCGGGCGAGUCCUUAAUCCCCUGAAAGGCAAGUAUGCAUCUGUGCAGGGGUUAGGGCCCUACUUUGCAGAAGGGAGCGGAAUCUAGUGGUUAGAUCAGCCCCUGGGUUCUGGAGCAGGGGAGGGGGGGAAGGAAGGGGUUGCUUUUGAGAAAUGGGGACGUGAGCUUCCUCAUGUUGAAAGGUUGGCUCCUACUUCGAGUCAUUUCCUAAUUGUGUAAUUGACUUGCUCACAGCCUUUGCGUAUGAAAUCAUUGCCCUCCCCAGGAAUAGGUGCAGGGGACUAAGCCUACAUGGAUUUGCCUGAGGCCUGCCCCUUUCCCUGCUGCGUCCCUGCCUGCCUGCCUGCCUGCCUGCUCCUUUUUAUCUUCUCUUUUCUCCUUCCUGGUAAUCUACCCUCCCCUUCUCUGUAAUUCCACCCGCCCCAGAAGCAGACGGGGCGGUGACCUUAAUGCACAGAUAUAUAUAUCCACCUAAACGGAGCCAAGAUGCUUUUCCACCAUCAUCUGUGUCACCUUGCCCAGGAGGCGGACGGAGAGAGGCGCACACUUGACAGCAUACUAUGGCUUCUGUUUGGGUACCAGCGACCUUCACUGCGGUGGUCCUUUUGCUUUCUGGGGGAUGCUACGCCAGUUCUUCAGGUUCCUGGUGCUACGACAGCCUACUUUGUGGACCUGACACAUGGUCAUCCCAAGGUCAUUGCAAUGGCAAGAGGCAAUCUCCCAUCGAUAUUGUCACCACCAGUGUCAGGCAUAACUCCAAAUUGGGUGCAGUGACUCUCACCGGCUACAACGACACCAAAAAACUGCUGGAAAUGAAGAACACGGGGAAAACAGUUGACAUAGAACUGGGCGAAGGUCUCCAACUGAGCGGCCCUGGGCUUCCGGCUACAUACACAGCCAAGGCCUUUCACCUCCACUGGGGAGAUGGAGUCCACAAACCUGGAUCGGAGCACCACAUAAACGGCGAACGGUACUCUAUGGAGUUACACAUCGUGCACACCAAAAACAACACAAGUGUAUCAGAAGCCUUGAAGGACCCACAGGGCAUUGCUGUGCUAGCAUUCUUUGUCCAGGGCUAUGAGAAGGCACAGGGCAAGACAGCUGAAGCAUGGGAAUUGUUUAAAAAGAAGCUGAAAGACGUUGAGGAAAAGGGUGAAGAGACAAAAUUCGAUGGCAGCUUCUCUCUCCAGGACUUGCUGGGCCGCCCGGAGCUUGACCGCUAUUACCGCUAUCCUGGGUCCCUCACCACCCCCGGGUGUGACGAGGUUGUGCUGUGGACCAUCUUUGCCGACCCCAUUCUGGUGUCGGAAGACGUGGUGCAUGCUUUUCCGAAUGAGCUUCAUUCAACAGAUUCCUCCACCGGGCCCUAUAUUGAGAACAACUACCGCCCCCUGCAGAACAUUGGGGACCGGAAAGUGGAAUCGUCUGCUGCUUUGAAGCACAAAUCCGCUGCCUCGAUAGCCUCUCCACCAGUAGUGCUCCUCCUCUUCAUUUCUGCGGCUACUCUUGCAUCCUUCUUACCUGCAUAAAGGCUGGGGCCGGGUGGGUGGAUGUAGGAACCACAUGGAGGGAGAGUCGACAUGAUCUCCAGAGAGGCCAUAGCUAGGCCACAACUCUUUCUGUCCCCCUCAGGAACUUCAAUUCACCUCCAUCUACCUCUCAACCAGCUCAACCAGUACCAGAAGCACUGGCAAAGGACUCUAAAAAGGCGGGAGGUGCAGAUUUCAGUGAGGAGAGGAGCACAGAGAAGGAGAUCAAUAGGAGCUAGGAUGCCCAGUGCUGGGGGGGGAGGAGUGCAGUUCAGUCCACUACAGCUAGAGCUGAAGUGAAACUUUCCAUUCAAAAUGGGCUCGCUGUUGACAUUUCCCUAUCUUAUAUUGUGGCUUUGUUUCUCAAUGGUGUUUGAGUUUCCAGAUCAUCGUUUGGGCUUAAGUGGAAUAGAACUAUCACCAGCGUUUGAGCUAUGACGCACAUUUUGAUACACUGCAUACCAAAACCUCAGGUGUCAACAAAAGCAAAGGGUGGGUGGGUGGCAGGGAAUCCCUUGAAAUAUAUAGAUUUCCUUGUGGCCUUUGAGAUUCAGGUCUGUCUGGGCUAAAACUUCCAAUGAUUAAAAAAAAUCAACAUUGAUUUCAGCUCUAAUUUUAGCAGGAAUUGCUUGUUCCCACAAAUGUGACUUUGGGUGGCACAUUCACACUGCAGAGAAAACCCAUAGUACCUAGUGUCAACAUCUCAAAGGCUACACCUCUCCAGUGAAGCGUGUUCACACAUUCAGCUGCCAUUGAGGCACCAAGCGAUGUGCGUGCAUGUGUGACCCAACUCAUUCCCCAUCAUGCUAUGAAACAGCAACUGGGACCAGAGGUUUAAAUAUCAGGAUUUUUCUCCUUAGCUGAGAAACUGGGGCAAACAGCCACCCUUUAACUACAUACCUUCCUUGCUCUCUUGAAAUGUUUGUUUGUUUCUUGUUGUUAUAUGACCAGUGCUUUAGGGGGUGCUCAAUGGUACUCAGUACCACUACCUCUUUUUGUUGUGGUUAAAAAGCGUGGCACUUACUGUACUGUAACAACUUCGUAGUACGUACUGGCACCUCUCUGUCUUUCUCUCUCUGUUUGUUAAAAAGUGUGACACACCCUGUAACAACUUCAUGGUGAGCAUCUAUUUUUCUAGGGAAAAAAGCACUGUGUAUCUCCAAUGGUGGAAAAUCACUUAUUUAUUUUUUUUAAAAAACCCACACAAUUUUUAAAGUGGAAACUUUCACGAAUUGAAAUGCAUGGGAUGCUACUUACUGAUCAUUCCUUGGGAACUUCUAUUGUGAAAAUAGUUUUGAGAACUAAUGAAUAAGCUGUGACUUGAAAGACAAAUGUGUGUGGAAAUUAAAUUAAGUGGAUUGUGUGCUGCAGUGUGUGUGGUUGCACUGACAUGAAUAGAGGCAAGCAAUGCCAAUUAUUCCUUACUUUAGAACUGCCUUGCUUUUCCUAAUGUGGUCUCUCAAUCUCCUGCCUGUCUAGCUCUAAGGGAGGGGGCACUCGGGUCGCAGCAUUCUGAGAGAGGUGGUCCAGGUGAGUGCCAGCGCUAUUGCCACUUUGCCAGAGCAGCUAGGAAUUUUAUUGCAAAAGAGAAAAGCAGCUAAAGAUUUAAAUGAACUUCAGUAAUUCUAGACUUAACUGAUUUAAAAAAUCUGUUUUACAAUUUUCUAGCUGUCAUGGCAAGGCGCCAAUGAUGGCACUCCCCCCCAACUCACCAAGAAUGCCUCCCUUUGACCAAUUAUGGAGUUGGAAGGGACCACAAGGGUCAUCUAUAAUAAUAAUAAU